This is a messenger RNA of Haliotis rufescens (red abalone), 1672 nucleotides long. Its product is annotated as sulfotransferase 1C2-like. The transcript has 6 exons. The record is from RefSeq and is a predicted model, not a curated record. Gene Ontology annotation, cellular component: cytoplasm. Bases 127 to 1023 code for a protein of 298 amino acids. Gene Ontology annotation, biological process: sulfation. Gene Ontology annotation, molecular function: sulfotransferase activity. NCBI's taxonomy places the organism in Eukaryota, Metazoa, Mollusca, Gastropoda, Lepetellida, Haliotidae.
AAGGAUACCGUUAUCUGCCUUGGCUAAUCACGUGACUGAGGUAAUAGCGAAGUGACGCAAGGAGUAAGAAGUUGUGGAAACAAGGUAGCCAGUUUCAAGCGUCCAUCAUAACAAGUACGGAUUAACAUGGAAAGUCAGCAAACUCCCGAGAUUCUGGACUACCGGAAUGAAAAUGGUCAAGGUUGGUCCUUCUACAAACAUAACGGCCUCCUCCGGACAAUUCGCACCACCCCUGAGGCUGAUAUGGAAAUGAUCCGAAAUGUUCAGAAGUUCGAACUUAGAGAUGAUGACGUCAUCAUAGCGGCAUAUCCCAAAUGUGGUACCCACUGGUUGUGGGAAAUCGUCACCAUGCUCAGGGCAGGUAACUCCGAGUACCACAAGAAGUCAAAAGAGAUUGCCAUGUUGGGGAUGCCGAAGUUUGAGCGGGCUAAUGAGCUUCCCUCCCCGCGGGUUCUAAACUCGCAUCUUCACUUCUGUCAUCUUCCGGAGAAACUGGUGGAGAAGCGAAUUAAAACCAUCUUCAUCAUGCGAAAUCCAAAAGAUGUCAGCGUAUCAUAUUUUAACCACGUCAACGGAUUAAAAGAGAUUUUUCAUUUUGACGGGACAUAUUCAGAAUAUCUGGAUCUGUUUCUGGAAGGAAAAGUUCCCGGUGGUGGUUAUGCCGACUACGUGAAGGAUUGGCAGCAAGCGAAACAGGACAACCCGGACUUGCCUUUCCUAACAUUGUUUUAUGAAAACUUGAAAAAGGAUCCUGUUAAAAACAUCAAAACGGUUGCCGAGUUCAUAGGAGAGUCAGUCACUGAUGAACUCUGUGAGCAAAUAGCGGAAGCGUGCAGCUUUAAGAAGCUGAAGGUUGCAGACACGGAGGUGAAGGAGGAAAUGGCAGAUCCGACUCAUAUAAUUUAUAGAAAAGGUGAAGUCGGGGAUUGGAAGAACUGGAUAACAGUUGCUCAAAACGAAAGAUUUGAUGACGUCAUAGACCGAAACCUUGAGGGAACAGGCAUUGUAUUCACGUAUGAAUAGCUGACGGAUUAUUAAAGUUGCGAAAAAAACCGGUUUCCAAUGCAAGUUUCAGUUUGUCAACUAUCAAAAUUCAGAGGUCGUCAAAUGACUACCUAGAACAAAUAAUUUGUGAAGGCCAAAUUAUUAUAUUGCUUCACAUAUGUAGACACAGACAUAGACAACUAGAUAUUUGCCUCGCCGUUUCCUCGAUCGACAGUUUUUUUCCCGAUUGCAAUGGAACUUGUGUAACCGCACUCAUCAUCUGUGUCAAUGAUGGCUUUGUCAGCUCUGUGACGAUUGGCUUAUGCUAGCCUUAUUUACUAUGUGCACUGCAUCGACUUCAGUAUUCUGGUCCGUUUUACUUGACAACAUCACGGCAAAGUACUUUUCCAUCGAUCGUACCGGAAGUAGUGUAUAAAUUGUUAAUAACAGUUACUGUGGAAUUAAUUAAAGUGAUGGUUGACGUCAUAGACCAAACGUUUGCGGGAACAAGCUUUGUUUUCACGUUUGAAUAGCUAACUGACUAUAGGUAGUUGAUAUUUAUGUGUUGUCAAGAAAACUAAAUGCCAAUUAUCAAAAUCAUUAAUCAAGAACAUAUCUAUGAAUAUUCAUCUGCACAGUGUGUGUUACUGUUGAUCAUAUGUACACGAGAAAUAAAAUGUAUCAUAAA